AUGAAACAACCGAUUACUAACUAUGUUAAAUCAUCUGAUCAAUGUUGGAAAUAUAAUGUCACUCGUCUACAGAUACCAUCAUCUCUCAAUGGUAAUCGAAAUGUUUUAGUUCUUACUGAUCGACUAGCUGAUUAUGUUCUUGCUCAAGCAUCACGUAAUAAUAUUGCACACGACACAUCACGCAUUAUCAUGGAAGAAGUUAUUCUUGUUCGUGGUCCUCCUGAUACAAUUAUUACUGAUUGA
Molecule: messenger RNA, 243 nt
Organism: Rotaria sp. Silwood1
Lineage: Eukaryota; Metazoa; Rotifera; Eurotatoria; Philodinida; Philodinidae
Source: the annotation of a GenBank genome assembly